Molecule: messenger RNA, 719 nt
Organism: Cololabis saira (Pacific saury)
Lineage: Eukaryota; Metazoa; Chordata; Actinopteri; Beloniformes; Belonidae
Gene: cradd
Product: CASP2 and RIPK1 domain containing adaptor with death domain
Exons: 4
Coding region: 1-615 (204 amino acids)
Biological process (GO): signal transduction; regulation of apoptotic process
Cellular component (GO): CBM complex
Molecular function (GO): death domain binding; protease binding
Source: RefSeq, a predicted model, not a curated record
AUGGAGCCCGCACACCGGGCCGCGCUGCGGCGCCUCCGCCUGGAACUGUCCGGGCAGCUGCUGGUCAGCGACUCCAUCGUUCCGCUGCUGUACCAGGAGGAGGUGCUGUCCGAGGCGCAUGUGCAGGACAUCGAGCGGCAGCCGACGGAGCGGCUGAAGAGCCUGCGGCUGCUGGACCUGCUGCCGCACCGGGGGCCGCGGGCCUUCCCCGUCUUCCUGCGGGCCCUGCGGGACUUCAGCUGGCUGCGGGACCGGCUGCUGCAGGAGCUGCAGGAGCUGCAGGCCUGGUCUUGUUGGUUAACGUUGUCGUCUCUUCCAGACGUCUGCCGGCUCCCGGACUCUGUUCUCCGGAGGGUUCCCUCGGACCGGGAACUGUCCCGGCUGGCGUCGCAGCUCGGCGCCGAGUGGGAGGCGGUUCUGAUGGACCUGGGCCUGUCGGCGGAGACGGUGUUCCGUUGCCGUGCCGACCACGGCCUCAGCACGCAGGCGGCGGCGCUGGCCGGCCUGGUGCGCUGGAGGCGGGCCGGGGGCAGGGACGCCACCCUGGGGACGCUGCUGAGGAGCCUGGAGGCCGCCGACGUCCACCCGUCCAUCCUGGAGGACGCCCUGGGGUGAACUCUGACCUGGAGGACGACCUGGCGCUAGGGCUGAACGAUUAAUUGCAUUUGCGAUAAUAUCGCGAUUAGGAAUGGGCGAUAUUUUACCGUUCACGAUGUACC